AGUUCCCUCCUUUGAUUCGAAAUUGCCUACGCUACUACAAGAAGUAGAUAACGACGAUGAGAUGCCUCCUUGGGUGCGCAGAGACAUGCAGCAUCUGAAUGCAACAUCUUCUUCGACGAGGGUUUAUCACUACUCAUCUGCUGUUGAGCAGCUUGGAGUAGAUCGCUCUGAAGGUGCUGGAGGUGAUCAAUCAAAUACGAGCAUUGUCGUAGAUCCUCGCAAUGCAACAGGAGAGCCUAGUCCUCCGACAAGUAAUAAUACUGCAGGGCCUGCUGCACGACUAAGUCUAGCCGCCUUUAUCCAGGAGGAAGUGGCCAGACAGCGUCUGGAGACCGAGAGAUUCCUUCAUGCGCAAAGAGAGGCACUAGAGCGUACACGUCAAAGGAUAAUUGAUGCGCAAAUCCAGCGCUUGCUAGGUGAAGAACGAACAUUCAGGCGUAGGCAGAGGAGAAGAGAGCAAGGCCGUGGAACAGCUGCUGAGGAGGAAAGGAGUGUGAAACACGCUACUUCUUCCGCUAGUAGCCUGGAGGACAAGACUUCUUAUACUAUGAAUUCAGAGCAGCGCUCUGAUAUUGUAGCCACUAGCACACACACAAGUGCGGGUGCUGUGAGGAUAAUAGACAAAGGCGACCAUGCGGAUGAUCACAGGCUAGGAGAGUCAGAAUAUUCGGGUUCUUCUUCUAGUGACGAGUCUGUCGUUGAAGUGGAAAUCCGCUACAGGCAUAUCCAUCACCAUCAGCACUUGCACCACUAUCGGCAACUAGUGUUUCCGGCUCUGACUUUGAAUGGGGCCGCGUCUGACCACGUUUAUAGUGCAUCAUCCUCUUCAAGUAAUGAGAAAAACAAGACCAUAAAGAAGGCGCCGCAUCUCCUGCAUGCAGGAAUUCCGACAUCUGUUGCGGAGACUUCCAAUGAUGCUGUAUCGUCGUUCACUAGUCCUAGUAACGCUGUAUCCGGGAUAGCACGGUCUGAAGGCGCUGAUGCGAUUCGAAAUGGUCAUGCUUUGCGGGCCCUUCACUCCGCUCCGACGUCAGCAGCACCGACACCCAGAGACGCUGCAGGGAGGUCAGUCGCGACCACGCCACGUCUGGAGGAACAACGCGAUACUGCGACUUCUGCCAAUAUUAGUACGAUGAAUAACCACAAGACUCCAAAAUUUCAUGCACCACCACGACCUAAGAAUCCAAGACCAAAAGCAGCUGGUUUUCGCACGCGGCCAACGAAAGGUUUGUUUCUGCUGGGGUCGAAAACACAGCAAGCUUCCUCGAGUCAACCGUCUUAUGACAGUUCUUUUCAUUGAAAGAAUGAUCAGCUACGUGCUCUUCGAUCAGAUAAAAGCUGAUCUUUCAACAUGACUCGCAGUUUGUUUCUCUUCACCUUUCAUACAUCAUCCGGCAGAGCUACCACGAGAAUGUUGGCGCAGGAGAAGUCGUCAGGAGCAUCUUCGCCGGGUCUAGCAUCGAGCCCUUCUGGUGCGGAGCUCCAGGCGCCAGGUGGCCAUCAUGGUGCGUCAGGUGUCAGAGAUGCUCGCGCGACUGUAGUCAUGCAGGAUCCUUCCCCUUCUAGAGGACGUGCUACUGUUGUUUCUGUGGUUCGUGAAGACGAGGACAUGCGAUGCAGCAUAGACAUGACGAAAAACCGAUCAGCUUGUAUUGGAGAAAAUGAUCAACUUCAACAAAAAAAGAGGAGUGUCAGUGCAUCAUCCUCGUGUUCAAGGACGCGUAGUUCGGCUGGUUGGGAGGUAGGCAAACAACCAGGGUCAAAUAGUACAACCCCACGUGCAGUAGAUGAAGGAGACCACACUGAAGAAAAUCAUAUUAGAGAAAAGCCCACUGUUGUUGUCGACUCCAUCCACGUGCCACCGUACGUGCCGAAGAAAGGCUAUUUUCGGGCGAUACGAUACAGGGAUUUUCAAACGACGGAACGACCUGCUGAAAGAAGGCCAGAAGAAGCUAAACGUCUCUAUGGAAAGCAUGAGCAUCAUCAUGUGCAUGUGCAUGUAAAUGUCGUAACGAGUAAACGUGCUCCACCCUCUGGUGGGACGAAAUGAAAUUCCAAGCUAUGUAGAAUUGAUGAGCAUGAACAACACUCAAUGCAGCAAGAAACGCCUGUUUACAAAGACGCAAAAGACCUGAAGAAGUGAUUUGAUUAGUAAUCAUGCAAAAACAGAAAGUUGAAAUUGCUUCAAUUGUUUUUUUCGACCGUAUCUUAAACCAAAAUGAACAAAUGCAUCGAUACCCCUGUGAAAAAAAUAUAAUACUCGACGAAAUGAACCUUCUCUUGCAUGAUAAGUUGUUUUUUCUUUUAUUAUUCGUUAUGUGGCUGUCAGCGGGCUUUUUCCUCUUGCGCCUUAGUCAUCUUGUCCUCUUGCGCCUACCGUUGUACAAAACGUAUGUGCUGCUUUGGUCUUGGUCAUACUACUGUGCAUCCCUUGUGUCUCAGGACAUACUUUUUAUGAACGCAGAGAAAUAUUUCCCACUUUACAUGCAUCUGCACCUACAUAUUGCAAGUUUCAAUGAAAUACUUACUAGAUGGGCUUGGUUCAGGG
Molecule: messenger RNA, 2548 nt
Organism: Amoebophrya sp. A25
Lineage: Eukaryota; Dinophyceae; Syndiniales; Amoebophryaceae
Source: the annotation of a GenBank genome assembly